AUGGAUCGCCUCGGAGUACUUGAAAUCAAUGAUGGAUCUGCUCCUCAGAAAAAGCAGCGAAAGCAGACCCAACUUCCAGGCAAGACAGGUCUUAGCGAAAAACGUCGACCAAGAAAGAAGAGCACGUUCUGCUGCUUUACAAUCGACGAGGACAGUGACGGUGGCACCCCUUCAAAACCCAUCCAGAAACCUAUGCAACAACGUCCAACUGGACCAUCACCAUACCAAACUCCAUAUAAAGGAGCCCAAAAACCAAAACCCACCUCGGCCCAACGCCCCCAAAACGGCCGAACACUCAUCAACAUCCUCACAAACCCAAUCCCUGCUAUCCUGGAUCCCCCAACACUACCGCCACAAACAACCUCAACCCUCCUCACAGAACUAGCCAAACCAAUCUCAGAAGCCGACGACGAAGGCUACAUCUACAUGUUCUGGGUAACGCCCCAGAAAACAACAAGCACAAGAGGCGAACCACCAACCCUGCCAUCGCGAGAACUAGCAGCUUCCCUCAUCCCACCAGCCCAACCAAACAACAGCACCCAUCUCCGGCCCCCAGCCCAAUCUCGCAGCGUGAGCGAUGCACUCCGCACCGCGAAGGAUCUCAACGCUCUAUCCUCAAACCCGACAUCGAUAAGUCCAGGCACGAUACGGCUUAAGAUUGGGCGCACGAGUAAUGUGCACCGUCGGUUGAAUGAGUGGUCGAAGCAGUGUUCGCAUGAUUUAACGCUUAUUCGAUACUAUCCUUACACGUCUUCUUCUUCUUCAUCAUCUUCGCCGGCUAGGAAAAAGGAAAAGGGCGCUGCUGAGAUGCUAGCGCCUGGUCGGAAAGUUCCGCAUGUUCAUCGUGUUGAAAGGCUUAUUCAUCUUGAGUUGGCGGCGUUGAGGGUUCGGGAUCUUGGGAAGUGUGCGGAUUGUGGGAAGGAGCAUCGAGAGUGGUUUGAGGUUGAGGCUAGUAAGGAGGCGCUUAAGAGUAUUGAUGAUUGUGUUCGGAGGUGGGUUUCUUGGGGUGAGUCUAUUUGA
This is a messenger RNA of Penicillium canescens, 1020 nucleotides long. RefSeq lists its product as uncharacterized. The record is from RefSeq and is a predicted model, not a curated record. Lineage: Eukaryota; Fungi; Ascomycota; Eurotiomycetes; Eurotiales; Aspergillaceae. The transcript has 2 exons. Bases 1 to 1020 code for a protein of 339 amino acids.